AUGGUUCAGCUGUUGGCCGACCCGGCCCUCCCCCAGGCUGGGACUCUGAUUCAGGAGACAGCCGAGGGAAGGAGCUCUAUGGCCGCCAAGAACGAGGGCGUCAUGUCAAGAGAGGAGCACGCCCAACGGGUCAACGAGCUGAACAUGAAGCGGAAUCUGACGAGACCCCCGAGGCGAGGGUGGUCCAUGACGGAACAUCGAGCCGAACACGAUACGCUUCAUCAUGCGCAUGGAGCCGCAUCGCUGGUCGACCAUCAAGCCUCCAUCCCCGAGAACGGACCUCUCCCUACUCCCGCUACGCCACCCUCGACGGCCACCCCGGGACAAAACGCCCAAAUCCCGCAAAGACCAAAACUACCCCCUCCCCGGCGAUCAUAUUCAGUAACCGAUAAAGAACCUGAACCCGUCGCUCCUGGCCAGCCGCGGCCCUCGUCACGCAUGACCAUACUCGACCUGCCUUCGGAGAUGCACUAUGAUUUGUUCGACCUUCUCGACCCCAUCGAUGGCGUCUGCUUGGGGCUCGCUCACUCGAAGCUGUAUGCCAUCCACCGCCGCAAGUACGGCAAGGUCCCCCUCUGCAGUCGAUACGCCGGACCCAACGACAUGGAGUGGGCGUGGCGCGGCGCAGGCCCGCUCAUUCGGCCCAGCCGGCAGACAGACAACGGCAAGGGCAGCCGGCUGGACCAGCUCCGUGUCCGGGGCCAGGUGUACUGUCGCAAGUGUGGUAUUUCGCGCUGCGAGCUGCACAGACACCUGAAGAGCUGGAUGGGCGACGGCUACGAAUACUGCGAGAUUACCAAGAUGUACGGCAAGCCCGCGGGCCAAGACGCCAAGAAUUACUGCUUCAUGAAGUCGCCCAAAAAUCCCCAUCGAUGCGGGCGCCAUGGGGGGAAGAAGUCGGUCAUCGUGGCCGAGGAGAGCGCCCCUAGAAGACUGGCGGAGGUGGCCGAGAAGAAGUGA
This is a messenger RNA of Hirsutella rhossiliensis, 960 nucleotides long. RefSeq names its product F-box domain-containing protein. The transcript has a single exon. Lineage: Eukaryota; Fungi; Ascomycota; Sordariomycetes; Hypocreales; Ophiocordycipitaceae. The record is from RefSeq and is a predicted model, not a curated record. Bases 1 to 960 code for a protein of 319 amino acids.